AUGACAAAUCCAAACUUCACCCAUGGAAGAUACAUACUGACUGCCCCGAAUGUUCUGCGAGUUGAAAGCGAGGAAAAUGUAGUUGUGGAAGGCCACAAUAGCAACAACGACUUUGAUGUUGAAUUUCGUUUACAAUUUUUCCCAAAAAAUGGUAUCAUAAUAUUUAGAGCUAAUGCUGUUUUAUCAAAAAAUAAUAACCAAAUCUCAGUGCCUGUUAAGAUACCCAGUGAUAGAAUUCCCAAAGAUACAAAAUUACCCGAAUAUGUGGUGUUGGAAGCAAUAUCAACAGCAUUUCAGUUGGAGCGAGUCAUCCUUAUUUCAUAUCAAACAGGACACAUAUUUAUCCAGACUGAUAAACCAAUCUACACACCAACUCAGACUGUUCUUUACCGGUUACUUACUGUGAACAACGACAUGAAGCCCAUCAAAAAAACUGCUCUUGUUGAUUUUGUGAAUCCACAAGGUGUUAUUGUGAGGAGGGACGAGGUAUUUGCCAAAGAUGCCAGUGGUAUUACUGGAAGCACAUUUAAAGUACCCGAGAUUGUGAACAUUGGAGUGUGGAAGAUUGCUGCAAGCUAUAAAGAGGCCAGCUAUGUCAAUUACACAACUGAAUUUGAAGUUAAGGAAUAUGUGUUACCGAGUUUUGAAGUUACCCUUGAAGCAGAAAAGCAUUUUUUCUAUGUUGAUGAUAAUAGACUGGAUGUUUCAAUCAGUGCAAGAUUCACUUAUGGAAAGCCUGUUGAGGGUCGUGCAUUCGUUAUGUUUGGAAUAAUGAAGGAUGGUGAAAGGAUAGGCAUUCCAUCAUCACUUCAAUCAGUCGCUAUUGUAGAUGGACAAGGAGAUGCUUCUUUGACAAGUGAAGUUUUCAAGACCAGCUUUCCUGACAUUUAUGAACUUGUAGGGUGCUCAAUCUAUAUUACUGCCAGUGUCAUAACACAUACAGGCAGUGACAUGGUUGAAGCAGAAAAAUCAGGAAUAAAAAUAGUCACCUCCCCGUACACCAUAUUAUUUACCAAGACUUCCAAGUAUUACAAGCCUGGAAUGCCAUUUGAUUUAAUGGUCUACGUAACAAACCCAGAUGGUUCACCAGCCAGUGGAAUCCCCGUGAUGGUCAAUGGAGGAAAAAGUCACUCAAAAACCCAAAGUGAUGGUGUUGCCAGGUUGACAUUAAAUACUGUUGGACAGCCACAAGCUCUACAAGUAAAGGUUGAGACUAACGUUCCCGACACUCCUAAAGCACGGCAGGCCUCUGCAAGUAUGGUGGCACAGCCAUAUCAGACACAGGCUGGCUCGAUGAACUACCUGCACAUUGGCAUUCAGCCAGCAGAACUAAGUCCUGGAAGUAAUUUGGUCGUUCAUCUCAGUCUCCGAAAUGACAAUGCAGGAAUCCAGAACCAGAUAAAGUACUUUUCCUAUAUGCUGAUAAACAAAGGGAAGAUUGUGAGCGUUGGACGACAGCCAAGGGAGAUUGGCCAAAUUGUGGUGAACAUGCUCAUUCCAAUCACCUCUAACUUAAUACCAUCCUUCAGACUACUGGUCUAUUACUACGUGACAAAGGGAUCAAAUAUAGAAAUGGUUGCUGAUUCUGUCUGGAUUGAUGUGAAAGACACAUGCAUGGGAACAUUAGUAGUGUCUGCUGCAAACCGACACCAUGAAAACAAGAUCUACAAACCUGGCAAACAGUUUCAACUGAAAAUCACAGGCGACUCGGGGGCAACAGUUGGUCUAGUUGCUGUGGAUAAAGCCGUGUUUGUGUUGAAUAAGAAAAAUAAGAUAACGCAGAGCAAGAUCUGGGACGUUGUCGAGAAGAAUGACAUUGGAUGCACGCCUGGAAGUGGCAGUGAUGUUCUUGGCGUUUUCACAGAUGCAGGACUAACAAUUGUAACAAGCACUGACCUCAAGACACCUACAAGGACAGAACGCAAAUGCAAACAGCCAAUGAAACGCAGACGUCGUGCAACGAGACUUAUGGAUGUUAAAAUGGCUAACUUGAAUCGGCACAAGGCGAAUAAGCUUACAGAGAACUGUUGCAAAGGUGGGAUGAAAACGAACCCGAUGAAGUUAUCAUGUAAGAGCAGGGCACGGAGAGUGCGUGGGGAAGAAUGUCGAGCUGCCUUCCUAGAUUGUUGCAACAGCAUCCAACAAUUUAAAGACCUGCAGAGGUCAACUCAAAUGACUUUAGCAAGAAGUGACGAUGAUGACUACUAUAUUCCCUAUGAGGAUAUAAUGUCUAGGAGUGACUUCCCAGAGAGUUGGCUCUGGAUAGUGAAGACUCUGCCCACAAAUGACAGACAAGGAGUUGUGACAAAGGAAAUAUCUGGUUACCUUAAAGACUCAAUUACUACUUGGGAAAUACAAGCUGUUAGUGUGUCUCCACACAAAGGAAUAUGUAUUGCUCAACCUUAUGAGCUGACAGUGCAGAAGGAUUUUUUCAUUGAUCUUCGACUUCCAUAUUCUGUCAUCCGCAAUGAACAAGUGGAAAUUAGAGCAAUCCUGUACAAUUAUGAUGAGAAUGAUAUUAAAGUGCGUGUAGAGAUUCCAUACAAUGAAAAUAUCUGCAGUGGUGCAAAACCGACAGAGCGAUUUAAAAGAAUAGUUAAUAUCCCUGGGAAAGGGUCCAUUGCUGUGCCUUAUGUCAUAGUUCCACUAAUAAUUGGACAAAUUGAUAUCGAAGUUAAAGCUUCAGUCUUUGACAAACUUGUGGCUGAUGCUGUGAGAAAAUCCCUUCGUGUGGUGCCAGAGGGAAAGAAAAUUGACUGUCCUGUGCAAACUUUUGAAUUGGAUCCCAAAGGAGCAGGUAGUAGGCAACAAACAAUUGAUAUUAACAUCAAAAUCCCAGAUGAUGUUGUUCCAAAUACGGAGCCACUGUCAUUCAUCAGUGUUCAAGGAGAUGUUUUAGCCCAAACCAUUGAAAAUUCCAUUGAUGGAGCGAAGCUGAAACAUCUAAUUCGAGUUCCCACUGGCUGUGGAGAGCAGAACAUGGCAUCGAUAACCCCAGGGGUGAUUGUCACCAACUUUCUGGACAAAACGAUGCAAUGGGAAAGAGUGGGAAUGGAUAAUCGAGAAAUUUCAGUGCGCAACAUUCAAAGAGGUUAUGCUCAGCAAUUGGCUUAUCGCCAAAACAGUGGUGCCUUUGCCGCAUUUACAUCUCGAGAGCCUAGCACAUGGUUGACUGCUUAUGUGGUGAAAGUAUUUGCAAUGUCGUAUAAUUUGAUCAUGGUUCAGCCUGAUAUUUUGUGUGGAGCUGCAAAGUGGCUGAUAUUAAAUAAACAGAAGCCUGAUGGUUCCUUCAAAGAAGAUGGUCCUGUAAUUCAUGGAGAGAUGAUUGGAGGAGUCAAGGGAUCAGAAAGUGAUUCUUCACUGACUGCAUUUGUUCUCAUCGCCCUUGCUGAAGCUCAGAGUGUUUGUUCACCUUACAUAGAGGGUUAUGAAGACAGCAUCCAAAGAGCAGGAGACUACCUGAACCUACGCUUUGAAAAUCUGAAGAGGGCAUAUUCUGUGGCGAUAACAGCCUAUGCUCUCUCAUUAUUGAAAAUCAACAAACUGAACACCCUGAUGAGAUUUGCUUCACCUGACCAAUCAUACUGGGCCGACACUAAUGGUGCUAACUCAUUGUACACGAUUGAGGCCACAGGAUAUUCCCUUCUCACUCUUGUGCAGUUGAAGGAAUUCGACAAAGCCGGCAAACUAGUGAAAUGGUUGUCUCGAAGGAGUGAAUAUGGAGGUGGCUACAGCACUACACAGGCGACAAUGGUUGCUUUACAAGCUCUUGCCAAAUAUCAGAUGGAUAUUCCCGAAGUGAAAGAAAUUGACUUGGACGUGAAGGUGCUCAUUCCCGGCAGGAACAGACCAGUUAGCUGGCAUUUUGACUCAACAAGUAAAUACGUGGCAAAAUCAGAAAGGAUGAGUGCCCUUGAAAAAUUCACAAUACAAGCAAAUGGAAAAGGUCAAGGAACAGUAAAAGUUCUAACUAGCUAUCACGCUCUGUUGUCCAAGCAAGUAAAAGAAUGCAAGAAAUUCGAUGUGAGAGUAACUGUGGAAGAGAUACCUCAAGCACAUCGACCCCAAGACGCUCUGAAUUCUCUGCUGAUAAACAUCUGUGCACAGUAUCGUGGUGAUGCAGAUUCCUCGAUGGCCAUUGCAGACAUCUCCAUGCUGACAGGAUUUUCUCCAGAUUUGUCAGACCUUGAUUUGCUUCAAAAUGGAGUCGAUAAAUAUAUAUCAAGAUUUGAACUAGACAAAGUGUUAUCAGAUCAAGGAUCAUUGAUUAUUUAUUUGGAUUCGGUUUCACACUUAGAAGAAACUUGUUUCGGGUUUAGUGUACAUCAGUUCUUCAAAGUUGGACUUAUACAACCAGCUUCUGUUAAGAUUUACGAAUAUUAUGACACAGAGAACAGUUGCACUAAAUUCUACAAUGUCAAUGAAAGGAGUUCCAUGCUGAGCAAAAUCUGUCAAGGUGACGUUUGCAGAUGUGCGGAAGGCAGUUGUAUAACAGCUAAAUUGCCUGAACAACGUAUCUCUCCAGUUGUUCGUGAAGAUAAAGCAUGUGAACAUGGAACGGAUUAUGUAUACAAAAUAGCGUUCAAAAAGAAGGAAAAGAGAGACAGUUACAUCUAUUAUGAAAUGGAAGUUAAGUCUGUCAUAAAACAAGGAAGCGAUGAUGUAAUUGAAGGACAAGUCAGAGAACUCAUCACACAUGCCAGCUGUGAAGAAACAUUUAUCGUGGACCUGGAAAAUGAUUACCUCCUGAUGGGGCAGGGAUCAGACUUGUGGAGUGACGGUAAAAGGAUCAGCUAUCUGAUUGGAGAUACAACCUGGUUGGAAAUGUGGCCAACAGAAGAGCAGUGCCAAAAUAAUCGAUAUCGCAGCCUCUGUCAGAGCCUGGCAGAGUUUUCUGAAAUCUUAAUGAUUAAUGGCUGCCCCACUUAG
Messenger RNA from Hemiscyllium ocellatum (epaulette shark), 4929 nucleotides. Its product is annotated as complement C3-like. Bases 1 to 4929 code for a protein of 1642 amino acids. Gene Ontology annotation, cellular component: extracellular region. NCBI's taxonomy places the organism in Eukaryota, Metazoa, Chordata, Chondrichthyes, Orectolobiformes, Hemiscylliidae. The record is from RefSeq and is a predicted model, not a curated record. The transcript has 42 exons. Gene Ontology annotation, molecular function: endopeptidase inhibitor activity; protein binding.